AUAACAUGAAAAUACAAUAACGAAGAAAUUGUUAGAUUGCAAUGAGAGCCCUAAUUCAAUGCGACGACACCCAUCAAUGGCUCCAUGUAACCAACGCCUGUUACCAUUCAUGGACAGUCGUGAAGGCCACUCAUUCAAGAAAAUGCCCAUCAAGUUCGGGCAGCCAUAGCCCACCACCUCUCAAGCUUCUCCCUUUUCCCGCACUAUAUAUUCAUUCCCUCUCAUCCAACAAAACAGACUAACAAAACGCCUCUACUGUCAGGAGAAGCUACCAGAAAAAAGGAGAGAAAAAAAAAACCCGAAAAAAAGGGAGAAAAAUCCAUCGCCGGCAACCAUGUCGUGGCAGACGUACGUGGACGAUCACUUGAUGUGCGAGGUCGAAGGCGUUCACCUCACCGCCGCUGCCAUCAUCGGCAUCGACGGCAACGUCUGGGCUCAGAGCGCUUCCUUCCCUCAGUUCAAUCCACAAGAGAUUGCUAACAUUGUGAAGGAUUUUGAUGAGCCUGGGUUCCUUGCUCCUACUGGAUUAUUCCUUGGAGGGGUGAAAUAUAUGGUUAUUCAGGGAGAACCUGGUGCAGUAAUUCGUGGAAAGAAGGGUUCUGGAGGCAUAACUGUUAAGAAAACAAGCCAAGCUCUCAUCUUUGGCAUCUAUGAGGAACCAAUGACUCCUGGGCAGUGUAACAUGGUCGUUGAGAAGAUGGGGGACUACCUUAUCGACCAAGGCCUGUAGAAUUUAUCUUCUUUUAAUUGUGUUUACGAGAUUUACGAAGUAAUUAGUUUGUGGAUGAUUUGUGUAUGCAUUCAAAGCCAAUAUGGCUAUAAGAAGGUUUGCUGAGUUAAAAUAACUAUGAGAUGGAGUGUUUUUUUUUACUCAUAUUUUGGUUUUUUUUGGAUUGAGUUCGAUUUCGAAUGCUGCUGUGAGAAUAUGAUUUCUUUCUCUACAGUGAAGCUGAUUAAGUGAAGUGUUUGAACUAAUGGCUGGAGUUUUAUGAUUGCAUUUCUCCUUCAACCCAUGCUUGUUAUUUUAAUGAAUUUUUUAAUACUGAAAUAUCCUAUUUUAAAAUAAAAUAAUAAUGUCUCUCUACGUUUUUUAGCAUUCGUGCUAAUCGUUAAUACUG
Molecule: messenger RNA, 1118 nt
Organism: Striga asiatica
Lineage: Eukaryota; Viridiplantae; Streptophyta; Magnoliopsida; Lamiales; Orobanchaceae
Source: the annotation of a GenBank genome assembly